Messenger RNA from Pseudogymnoascus verrucosus, 597 nucleotides. RefSeq lists its product as uncharacterized. The transcript is spliced from 2 exons. Lineage: Eukaryota; Fungi; Ascomycota; Leotiomycetes; Thelebolales; Thelebolaceae. Bases 1 to 597 code for a protein of 198 amino acids. The record is from RefSeq and is a predicted model, not a curated record.
AUGGUUGGACACAUGUUUGACAACGAAGAACGGAGCUUGAUAAUGACCUCAGGGAAAGGUCAAGUGGUUUACCCUGUUAUAUUCGACACAUUCUAUGUCGAAAAACAGGGAUACCUCAAGCUUUACUGUCUGCCAGGGGCAUUACGAUACCAAAAUGAUACCUACAACGUUGUAUCAUCGCCUGAGGAUAUUAAGGAUGAUGAGACCGACAAUGAUGAGAUUGACAACGAUGAGAUCAUGGAUGAUGAGGCAACUUACCCCAAUCUACCCUCUUUCCCAGCAGUGUCUAAACCAUUAAAUCUUUUGAAAGAUCUCAUACUAUCGUGGAAGUCCUCUAAUGACGAUAGUGCUGAGAUCUACAACGUAGACAACGAUGACGACGAGAACCUCCCACUAGGCUACGAAACGCACUGCGCUACCUUCCCUUCCAUCGCAGCCCAACGCCUCUCAGCGCCACGCUCUCACCUGACCCUCCUCGUGCUAGUAGCCUGCUACACCUCAAUCUUCGUCCUCCUGCUCAUUAGCGGGAUAAUUAGUAGUGGCGACGGGAAGAAUAAGUUAAGAGCGAAAGUUGACGCGGAGUUUAUUGCGUGGUAG